AUGGCGGCCGCCGAACUUUUUCAAUUGCGGAAGGUUGUCGAUCAAGAUCAAGAUGGCGGGUGUUGCAGAGAAAGCUCGAUUCUACUUGGAGAGGAAGAAAUUCGCAACAUUGUACAGCGUCGCAGCGAUUUUGAGCACCGGGCGCUUGCACCGGGCGUUCAACCUACCGACUUCACGAACUAUGUCGCUUGGGAAAUUUCACUUGACGCCCUGCGAGUGAAGCGCUGCGAACGCCUCAAGAUUCGUCACGUCGCUUCGCAGCAUGCCACUCAGGCUCGGGUUCUAGCUAUUUACGAGCGAGCCGUCACGAAACGCCCUGCAUCAAAGGAGUUGUGGCUCGAUUAUCUAACCUACACUGAACGAAUCAGGGCUACCAAGAGGUGGAGGAGGACUAUGACCCGUGCCCUGAGACUUAUGCCACGCGAUGCAGAGCUCUGGGUGCUCGCAGGACGCAGGGCCGCAAAGAACGGCGAUAUGGGUACUGCGAGGGGAUAUUUCAUGCGCGGCUGCCGAUUCUGCACUGUAGAUGGCGGACUGUGGAUCGAGUACGCUCGGUGCGAGAUGGAGUGGCUGGCCAAGAUGGAGCGUAACCGCAAAGACAGCAAGAAGGGGGGGAGGGUUGGUCCCUUGGCGGGCGAGCAAGUUGCAGAAGGCGACGCCAUCAUGUUCAACGUUGGAGAAGACGACUUGAACGAUGAAGAUGAAGGCACAGCCAUCAUGCCAGAGCCGGAGGCUGAAGAGCCCGUUUUUGAUGAAAAACCGCCAGUACGCUGGAGCGCAACCCAGCCAUGGAUGGUGCGAUACCAAUGGCUAUUUUCAACAUUGCAAGGAAACAACCGUUCUUCAACGACGCAACCGCCGAGCUUUUCUUCGACCUGUUCGCCGUCUUCACCAAGGUGUCGGCGCAAUCCGUGCUCAUCCAACAUGUGCUGGCAGUCAUGCAAGAGGACCACCAGACAGCGGCUUCAACAUGGGGCUGCUACACGCGCUUUCCGCUGGUGGGCAUCAAUCCUUACACGGCCGACUUUCCCCGCGGUCUUCGAGAAGCCUUGUCCCGACUCAAGGUCGGUUUGGAAGCAACAUCAGAGUCUACCAUGUUGA
Molecule: messenger RNA, 1101 nt
Organism: Verticillium alfalfae VaMs.102
Lineage: Eukaryota; Fungi; Ascomycota; Sordariomycetes; Glomerellales; Plectosphaerellaceae
Product: U3 snoRNP protein
Exons: 3
Coding region: 1-1101 (366 amino acids)
Biological process (GO): maturation of SSU-rRNA from tricistronic rRNA transcript (SSU-rRNA, 5.8S rRNA, LSU-rRNA)
Cellular component (GO): small-subunit processome; Pwp2p-containing subcomplex of 90S preribosome
Molecular function (GO): protein binding; snoRNA binding
Source: RefSeq, a predicted model, not a curated record